AUGGUGACUGCUGUUGUUGCUGCUGCUGCUGCUGCCUCCACGUUGAAUGCGGCUGCUGUUCCUGCAGAUGGCACGGCCACCGUCACCGCCACCUAUGCCUCGGCUGCUGUUGCUGCCGAUGCCACGGCCACCGUCACUGCCACCUAUGCCUCGGCUGGUGAUGCUGCCGAUGCCACGGCCACCGUCACUGCCACCUAUGCCUCGGCUGGUGAUGCUGCCGAUGCCACGGCCACCGUCACUGCCACCUAUGCCUCGGCUGGUGUUGCUGCCGAUGCCACGGCCACCGUCACCGCCACCUAUGCCUCGGCUGCUGUUGCUGCCGAUGCCACGGCCACCGUCACUGCCACCUAUGCCUCGGCUGGUGAUGCUGCCGAUGCCACGGCCACCGUCACACCUAUGCCUCGGCUGGUGAUGCUGCCAAUGCCACGGCCACCGUCACACCUAUGCCUCGGCUGGUGA
Messenger RNA from Pollicipes pollicipes, 459 nucleotides. RefSeq names its product antifreeze protein Maxi-like. The transcript has a single exon. Bases 1 to 459 code for a protein of 152 amino acids. Lineage: Eukaryota; Metazoa; Arthropoda; Thecostraca; Pollicipedomorpha; Pollicipedidae. The record is from RefSeq and is a predicted model, not a curated record.